Molecule: messenger RNA, 2859 nt
Organism: Entrophospora sp. SA101
Lineage: Eukaryota; Fungi; Glomeromycota; Glomeromycetes; Entrophosporales; Entrophosporaceae
Source: the annotation of a GenBank genome assembly
AUGGGAAAGUUUAUCGCGAACAUAAUUAAUGAUUUUCUCAACCGAGUCCGUGGAAUUCUUGGCACCCAGGAACCCGAGUUUUGUCAAAAGUUAGAAGAUGAAUUUUACCAACCCGAAGCAGACGACCAGAAAGGCAAAAAAUCCGCUUCCGCUCCCCGUUCUCUCAAAUCCGACUUUACUGGUGGCUUAAUAAUCAGUGGUUCGUCGUCCUCAUCAGUUAAUUCUGAAGAUUUAUAUAAAAAAUUAGAAAAGGCUCUCGAAAUUUUUAAUCAAGUAGUUGACGGAAGAGGGGAAAUAGAAAAUUUUUUUCGCCAAAUUGAAAAGAUAACUGAUGCGGAAAAUAGUCAAUUAGAAAACAUUAAAAAAGAAGAAUUAACAAAUAGUAGUAUUAGUGAUGAUAUUGCGAAAUUUAAGAGAUUAACAAGGGAAAUUGAGGUUUUGACGCGACAAAUAAAAGUUGCUGAGGAGAAUUUAAAAAGAACCCCAGAGGAAGAUAGAGACGAGAAAAAUACUAGAGCGAAAGACGAAGAUAACAAUAAUUCAGUACAAUUAAGUGGAAAUAUUAGGAGACUUGCUGAUAAAAUUGAAAAUAUUGUUGGAAGUCUCAAAGGUGAAGAAGGUAAAAAACAACUAAAAGAAUAUAAUGAAAAUACCGAAAAUCAGGAAAAAUUCAAAAACGAAUUAAGUGAUAAAUAUGGCCUUGAUUUGCCUCAUUCUUUAUUCCUGGAAGAGGACGGAAAAAUAAAAGAAAGAGAAGCGGGCAAAGUUUAUUUAAGAGAUGUUUGUCAGCACAACACCCAACUGACGGAAGGAACCGCCAAUAUUACCGCAGUCAAAUUUCGGCAAGCCACUGCUAGUUUAAUUGGUGAUAAAUUAUGUUCCGAGGAGAAUUUGUCCGAAUUAGAUUUAGAUAAUUCAGUCCAACAAAUUAAAAACUAUUUUGCUAAUUUUGGCAUAAAACCAGAAGACUAUAGUUUUUUUACCUAUUUUCCUCUGCUUGCCAGCCAAAUUAGGGAGAAAGACCAAAAAAAAGUAUUAACCGAAGGCAAAGCACUAUUUUGGGAGACAGCAAACAUAGAAAAAUCUUCCGAGAAAAAAACGGAAAAAACUGGCGAAACUCCGAUUAUUGAAAUUCCGCUUGAUACUACUAACGAUGGUAUUCAUAAAAAAAUAUUUGUCAACGGCAAUUUGGCUAAUCCGUUGACAGUAGAAAUCACUGGACUCGAUAAAAUACAUAAACAUGCUUCUAAAUAUUUUGCUACCUAUAAAAUUCAACCAGUAAUCGUGUCAAUCGUGGAAGAUGGUAACACUCGCAAUAUAAAUAUUAAUGAAUUAAAUUUGCUUUACAAAGAAAUUAAUUUCGAACCUGAUUAUAAUAUGACCGAGGAAGAAAAUAAGUGUGUGGUAAGAGCCGAAGUCCCUGGUCUUAUUGAGGAAUUUGUUGAUUUUAAUAAUCAUUCCUCUUUAAAAAUCGGAGAAAACAAAAUUAUUCAGGUAGGAGACGAAAUUCAAAUAAAAUUCACUGCUAGCGAAGAUAACAAAAAAACCGAUAAAGAAGGAAAUAUUGAAUUAAGGAUUACGGCCGGGAUUUCUGACAAUUUAAAGAAUAUUCUUAAUACCGACUCGCUACUUGACCGAGCCGAAUUAGUCGCUGGAUAUUUAACUUAUUACAAUACUGGAAAUUUAACUUCGGAUGAUUUAGCCAAGGCUUACCCAAUUUAUCAAAAAAUAAAGGGGGGGGAAGUUUCUUUUGCGGACAGUAGCACAGUGGGAUUAGAAAGAAGUAUUGAGGAGUUGAAAAGUCUUGCCGUGAAGUUUUCUAGUGAUUAUCAAGCACUAAUUCCAAUAAUAAGAGAGUUAGAGACAUACUCCGAAUACGCCGAGGAACCAUUAAUGAUAGCCAAAUUAAAAGAUUAUCAAAAGGAAAUUGACACUUAUAAAAACUCCUUUCGUUCCGUCUCAAAUCUUCCAAUUUUUCCGCCUUAUACUGGUGUGAAUUUUCCGCCUUAUGUUGGUGCGGGACUUGAACCAACUGAAUAUCGAAUUUUCCAACUUGAUUACAAUAAAAAAACAGCAAUAAAAAACCAAUUAACGGAAAUUGAAAGUAGUGCCAAAGCAAACGCGGCUGCUUAUCAAAAAGAAUUAGACACUAUUAACGAAAUUUUUCGGAAAAAUAUUACAACUGAUUACAAUGAUAGCAACACCCCAACUGGUUUAAACUUAAAUUUGAUUGAAGAAGAUAUCGCCACUUUACAACAAUUCACUCCCAAAGCUGGUGCCAUAACCGCUUUAUCACAUACUCAACAAGCCCAAGGAAAAAUUUAUAAGUCCCAAGGAAAACGAAUUUUAUUUUGGGAAUUAUCAUUAUUAAAACUCCACUAUAAAGAGAAAAAUAAAGACCUAUUAAGCGAUUAUGAAAAAAAUAAACUCUUAGCCUCUAAUAAAUUAAAAGGAUUAGCAGAAGGUUUUGUUUUACCGAAUUUUCUAGGAGAAAAAGAAGUUAAAACUCUCGACAAUGAUUUUAAUCAAUUAACAACACGUGGGGAAAGUGAACUUGCUAACGGGGUUUUGGAUAAACCUGCUUUAACAAAUUUGAAUGAUUUUAAAAAAAGUAAGUCAACCGAUACCAAAAAUCAAGCCUACCAAGCCAUUAAUAGUCAAAGUGAUAAUCCCAACCGAGCCGAGAAGUUGCUUAAUGCUCUUAAAGAUUUAAAAGCUGCUAAGGAAAGCAGAUUAUUUGACAAAAGUGUCGCGGGAAGUGAAGCGGAUAACUUGGAAACCCGGGAAAAAGUAAAAGCCGCUCACCGAUUAUUAACUACUCUGCGGACUAUUCGCGGAACUGAAACUUUGGACGACUGA